CUGAGUGAAUAUUUUUUCCACCAAGUUUUAUCCACCAUUCCGCCUAAACGUAAGAAAUCCACACGGACGUUUGUUCCCAAUACGGGACACAACGAACCCGAAUCACCAGGCGUUGGGUCACAGUCUUCAGACGACGAAGAAUACGAUGAUUUCUUCGAGGAAGAAUACACUUUCGAUUUUGAUUUUUCUCACCAAGUGGUGAACUUCGACCCGGUGAAAGUACACUCUGCUUUAUUCAAGCUCUUACGGAUCCACAACCCGAAGAGACCUUGGAAAUAUGAUCAUUGGCCUCUUUUCGCCUCGCUAGCAGGAUUUUGCGAUGUGUAUACCCAGCCCUCCGACAUGGACUACAAUUACGAACACGUCCUAUCUCUCAGACGAAUUGCCAACGCAGUAAUCGCGCUGAACUACAACACACACUCCCGUUCCAAGACCCCUCGAUUUGAUCUCGCCUUUGCGUUAGCCAACAUAGUUGAAAAAAUAACGGUCUUACUAAACUGCUCGGAUUAUCAGAGACUCGCAAAUGUCAAUAACGACGAUACUCACUGGGAGGAAAAUUUACAUAUUUGGACGCCGCACAAGACACUAUCUGGUAUAACUAGCCUUGCCGACGGGUUCCAUGAUUUGAAACUACUCUACAACAUCGCCACAGUUUCGGUGUACUGCAUAUAUCUCCUCUACAAAAGAGUCGGCUACAGUUUAGACAUCGGUUCAUAUAACCCGUUCGCCGACUUUUUCUUCCAACUCUGGGAAAAUCUUACACAGGUGAUCAUAUAUGGCUUGGAGAUAGAUCGCAGAGACGAGAAGCUCAAUUUUCCAGGAUAUCCGCCGAUUGUGCGACAAGUGAUCAAAGGAUGUGCUGCUCUGAGAUCAAUCACAGCUGCCGCAAUAACAGCGAAGGACGAAAGCUAUGAGCACGAUCUUGAACACAGCUCGCUGUUUACGUUUAUGCGACCUCUUGGCCGUCGCGCAAUUACCGGGUCAUUGGCGAACAAAAACGACAUCCACACCUUGCCUGCCCGCGUUGGUAGCAUUGAUUUCGAGAAUCUGCCGCUCAAAUUGAUUCUAAAUGAUAGAUACGACGAAGACGUCAUGUACAUGUUCGAGCUGAGUCUGACGAGAGACGUGAAGGACGAUCCAUAUUUUGCACACCACCCGGACAACGAUUCUGACUUUGAUAUUGACUGCGAGUUCCAUCCAAGCUGCCCCUGUGACAUGGAGAGAAGAAAACGACAACAGGCUAUCAUAAAGUCUCUGGGUGACCCGAUCAAGGGUACGUCGGGAGAGAAAGAUCCAUUCUUGCCAGAUGAUAUUCUCCAACCUCAUUUUUCGCCAAUCCCUCUCCAAUUCGAUGAGCUAGGAAAUGACCUGCGAGAAAUUCCACGGGGACCAAAUACACAGCUAACCGACGAGUUCGUCGAACUCUUACAUAAGUCCCAAGACGAUGUGGACAUAUUCUUCACAUCUCCGGACGAAUUGCUCGACCACCUGGACUAUGUGUUUGACGACACAGACCACGCCUGUCCUUGCGAGAAAGUGGUGCGCAGUGUUGCCUGGAUUGUCAUGUACGAAUAUGAGGCGAGCUUGAUGACCGAAGAUGAGUUGCUACAGAAAGAAAAUGAUCCCGCCAUAUCAACUGAGGAGCUAAUUAAUGUUGUUUGCGACUCAGUCAAUUACAAGGUUUUAGUGAAGCGAAACCCAAGUCUCUACUUUGCAAUGAUGGACGAGCUUCUGAUGACCCCUGGCGCUAGAUUAAAACUUCUACGUCAUCUUUGCAUGCAACAGUACCAUCACUGGCAAGUCACGUAUCUUCACGACUUGCUCAUCGAGGAGCGUGGAAGAAGACAAAAUGAUAAAAAUUCUCCUUUGGGGCGCACAGAAUACCCAUUCAGUCGAAAAGGGCCUCUGAUCUUGACCGAACACGAAAAGAGUGUUGUUGUCGACACCUUUUUGUCUAAUCAAUUUGAUCAGUUGAGACAGGUGGGCGAUGACAAGAAUUCAUACGAGAUUCCCUUGAAAGUUAUUUGCAUAAUGCUCAAGUCACUCAAAAUCAAGGGAGUUUGUGUGCGCAACAUACAGAAAUUUAGAAUUGAGCUCCAGAGUUGGCUGAUUCAAUCUGGAGGACUGGGAAAGUUUCCUGAAGCACGCGAGCUGUUUUUCGAUAGUCAGAAUGAAACUCUGAUUGCCGAAGAGGAGCCAAGACGGUUGACCACGGAGAUAGAUCGCAUUCCCGAAGUGGAGCAGGACGGCCCCAAGCUCGGUGCCUUGCUUCUGUUGAAACUUUUCAAAGAUGAAGGCACUGUGUUGUUGGACCUACUGCUAAACUUUGGCCAAUACUAUCCAAAGAAACGUCCUGAAAUUCUGUUUUUUCUGAGCGACUUGGACAGGUUGGAAGACACUUUUACCAGCCAGAUGCAAUUGGUUGUUAUAUCCGAUUAUGUGUUCAUGUAUAUAUGGCGUGCGCUUCAGUGUCAGGAUGCGAAUGCAAUUAGGAACAUGCUACUCUGGACAAGGUUGAUCGACGAGAAUUACGACUGUUUGCCGAAAAUCCAAGACUUUAUCAACCACAAGUUUGAAAAUGUUCCCUGA
Molecule: messenger RNA, 2589 nt
Organism: Ogataea parapolymorpha DL-1
Lineage: Eukaryota; Fungi; Ascomycota; Pichiomycetes; Pichiales; Pichiaceae
Exons: 1
Source: RefSeq, a predicted model, not a curated record